UUUUUCUGGUUUUUAUGUUCGUUUUUUUUUGAUAGAAGAAAAAAAAUUAACAAAAAAUAAGCAAAAAAUUUACAAGAAAGCUGGUGGAUGGUACGACGAAAGAUGUUACUUUUUUGGAUGUUUUUUGGAUGGUUUUUGGAUGUUUUUUGGAUGAAGGGGUACCGGAACUUGCAAAAGAAAAAGCAGCUUUUCGAUAAAAAUGAUAUUCAAGGUUAUGAAAGUUGGAUCAUUUAAAGAGUGAAAUUUACACGAUAAAAUUCAUUUUAAAAUUAAUCGAAAAUAACAAGACAAAAGCGAUUUCCCUUAACAUUCCCCACAAAAACUAUUCACUAAAAAUGUUUCCAAAAUGCCAACAUUCAACUUUUAAACCAAUUUCUACAUUAUUACUCUUUCUCACAAUAUUUCUAUUCCUAGAAUCAGUAACUCCUCUUGGAUUCGGAGGAAUUUUAGGCGGAACAGGCGGAGGAGCCUGCUCAACUUCAAGCUGUAAUUGCCAACCUGUAGCACAACAAGCACCACCACCCGUUCCUGUAUGCUCUCCACAACUUCCCCCACCUCCAGCUCCUUUAUGUGCCCCAGCAUUUCCUGCUCUACCUACGUUACCUCCACUUCAGCCUUUGCAAUUUCCACAACUUCAAUUGCCUACAUUCGGUAAUAGUUUUGGUUGCUCGUCGUGUUCCUCAAAUGUUGCGGCCGCUCCUCUACCACCACCUCCCCCUCCCCCUCCUCCUGCACCCUUGUGUUCAUCCGGCUGUUGUGGCUCAAGUAGUGCCAAUUGUAAUCCUCCAAAUAACAAUCAGGCAGCUUAUGCCAACAAUAACCGUCACAAUAACAACAAUAAUAAUCAAGGAGGAUAUUCAGAAAAAUUUUAGAAAAUAGGAAAG
This is a messenger RNA of Meloidogyne enterolobii, 884 nucleotides long. Lineage: Eukaryota; Metazoa; Nematoda; Chromadorea; Rhabditida; Meloidogynidae. The record is from the annotation of a GenBank genome assembly.